GCCACCCUCAACCGUGAUGGUCCCUCAUUACACAAUGGACCCCAAUACUGGUUAUCCCGCAGGCUAUCCCGUCCCGACACAGAGCCCCCAAAACCAACAGAUGCCUUUUUACCCUAACGCCGCUCCCCCAUACCCCCAAUCAAAGACACCCUCCGCUCAACAUUUUGGUGCUAUGCCCAUGCAGCCUGGUCCUGGUGGAGCUAUGAUGCCUUCAGGAUUCCCCCAACAAUCUUCCGGUCGCUUUAUUUUGUUGGAAUACCUUGGACUGACCAUAUGCUUAAUCAUAAUAGCAGCACCUAUGGAUAAUUUCUCAGCGCCCUACACCCAGGCUCCUAUUCCUACCCCCAUGGGCCAGUUUGUCCCCCCUCAAGGCACAUCCGGCGCAAACAUGCCAUCUCAAGUAGCGCAGACCUUCUCUCAAAACAUGGCUUCCAUAUCAGCGAACAACCUACUCGGUACACAGCCCAAACCCCCUUCGCAAAUGAACUCGCCCCAAACCGGUGCCUCUCCUGCGGCUCCAAACCAGGCUCAGGCGCAAGCCCAAGCCCAAGCUCAAGCUCAGUUUGCGGCACGUGAAAAGGCCCGCGUCACGGCCCUCCUCGACAUCAACUCAGCCUUGUUGCAAGAGGUGGUGAACCUUCAAGCGGCCGGCAAGGCUGGCCCCGCCUCCAACCCGGAUACAAACUCACCGGCGUCUGAGCAACCGGAUGCAUCCAAAAUCAAUCAAAAACCGAGCCCCGAAUACAUUGAGUGCAUGCGACGCCUACAAGCCAACCUGGCCUACCUCGCGACUAUCGCCGAUCGAGCGAAGAAAGCGGGCGGCGUCGUGCCCCAAACGCCAGCGAUCAUGACACCACCUCCCAACCUUCCCGCUGUAAACGAGCUAUAUGCCAGACUCAAUGAGCUAUUCUCGCGUUCUGCAAAGGCAUCUACACCGCAAAGACCGAGUCCUCCUUCCAUGCAAGGAAAUGGUGGACCUAGCCCUGGCGCUAUGAAUGAGUCGAUUAUCUGA
Penicillium concentricum is the source of this 1012-nucleotide messenger RNA. RefSeq lists its product as uncharacterized. The transcript has 2 exons. Lineage: Eukaryota; Fungi; Ascomycota; Eurotiomycetes; Eurotiales; Aspergillaceae. The record is from RefSeq and is a predicted model, not a curated record. Bases 17 to 1012 code for a protein of 331 amino acids.